AUACAGAGCCCUAGUCCACCACCAUGUAGUUUUCGGAUCAUAGUGGCGCCUUUAAAAGUGAUAACCUCCUAGUAUUUUGACAAGCGUCGGUGUUUCUCCUUGCUAAGAGGAGUUCUAAUAUAAAAGAUAUAUUGAUAGAUAGACAUGGCCCAGAAUCAAAUUUUAUCCCGCAUUUCCAGGCCUGUGGUAUUUCUUGUGUCAGUGGUUCUUCUCUCACAAACCCAACAAAUAUCUGCCAUCAAAUGUUGGGUGUGUCGGUCGGAUUUGGACCCAAACUGUGCAGAUCCAUUCGACAACCGUACUCAAGUCAUCAGUGAUUGCAAUCAAGAGAAACAUGAGGAUAUUUUGACCGGAACUGAGACUGUUAUGUGUCGUAAAUCGGGACAAAAAGCCAAUGGAACAUGGAUAGUUAUGCGAUCUUGUGCUUGGUUGAAUGAACCCGGAUUGCUCCUUGAUGAGAGCAAUUGUUUUGCCGGAUCAAGAACUGACAACGUGAAUAUCUUAGAUUGUCUUUGCAGUUCAAGGGAUGGCUGCAAUGGAUCUGGGAUAUCACAAUCCUUUCUUCUCCUGAUUGCCUUCUCUUCGACCAUUUCUCUGUUGUUUUUCAAUCUGAUCAAAUCUUAAGCUUCUGAUUUUUUACCUCAACAAACUCAUCUAUUACGACCGUUAUCCCAAUAGUUCAAUAAACGUAUACUUUUGUUAA
Molecule: messenger RNA, 703 nt
Organism: Tigriopus californicus
Lineage: Eukaryota; Metazoa; Arthropoda; Copepoda; Harpacticoida; Harpacticidae
Exons: 4
Coding region: 145-624 (159 amino acids)
Biological process (GO): sleep; regulation of synaptic transmission, cholinergic; positive regulation of voltage-gated potassium channel activity
Source: RefSeq, a predicted model, not a curated record